Protopolystoma xenopodis is the source of this 1047-nucleotide messenger RNA. The record is from the annotation of a GenBank genome assembly. Lineage: Eukaryota; Metazoa; Platyhelminthes; Monogenea; Polystomatidea; Polystomatidae.
AUGUUCACAAACUUCAACCACUCGACCGACAUUCAAGUACAGUUGGGUCCAACGCAUCUUCCGCAACUGUUCACACUUUCUCUUCAACCGUGUCCGUCGGAUUGUCAACUGAAAGACAGUCGUGUUGAUGCUAUUUCACGUCAUUUCUUGCAACAUUGUCGUCUCAUCUUUUUGCCCAGCAAUACACAUUCAGCCUCAUCUUCACAAACCACCGAUCUCAGCCUCGUCAACUACACCACCUUGCAAAAUGAUGGAACAAGUGGUCUUGCAAGACGAUUCAACAGUCUUUUGCAUCUUCAUCUGAGCGAGCACAACAUUUGGAUACAUGAUCUGUUGGGGCAACUGUCGCAAAACGAUGCCACCGACUGGUACAGCAUAGUUGACAGCAAAUUGUUGGACGCUUUGGCACAAUUUGUCGAUGAUUUGUUGCCACAGCAACACAAUGUUUCAACGCGAUCUCAUGCCAUUCUCACGUGUUUGACGGUUGCGCUCAAUUUGUUGGCUCAACAAAUUGACGAUCUGCUCGAGCAUGAAAGGUUGGAGGGGCAAAACGGAUCAUCACCAAACGGUCAUCUUGUUGCUUGUGAUUGUGAAUUUAUGCGACAAACGUCAUUUUUGGACGUCAAUAUCAAUCAGUCCGAUGAUGAAAAUGUACCAAAAGUCGAUAUUGUCCAACAAGAACAGUCAGUUGUGAGAUCCGGUUUCGACGUAGAUGACAAAUUCAAUCAACAAACGGAAAUUGGCGUCGACGUAAGUAUUGCAUGCUUCUACAGAUCGCCAAUGUCACCGCCGAUCGGCGUUAAAUUGGAUUUUUGCAACGUGAGCCUGGACGCGGAUCACGGCGUCUCGGAUCGAGGCAUCGUCAACGAUUCUGGAUCACCAGAAAAGCCCAUUUCAGUCGCUAAGCGGCCUGGAUUUCCCAGGAAACACCACAUUCGAAUUGACAAUUGUGAGUCAUAUUUGGGCGAAAAGUGUCCAUUCAUGAAGGCGGUAGCAUUGCGUGUAGAUCCUCAGAUCAGCUGUCUUUCGGCUCAGAUCGCAUUGACU